This is a messenger RNA of Suillus paluster, 1083 nucleotides long. RefSeq lists its product as uncharacterized. The transcript is spliced from 13 exons. The record is from RefSeq and is a predicted model, not a curated record. Gene Ontology annotation, cellular component: membrane. Gene Ontology annotation, biological process: transmembrane transport; carbohydrate transport. Lineage: Eukaryota; Fungi; Basidiomycota; Agaricomycetes; Boletales; Suillaceae. Bases 1 to 1083 code for a protein of 360 amino acids. Gene Ontology annotation, molecular function: carbohydrate:proton symporter activity.
AUGACUGAUGGCAUGGGUCGGCGGUUCUCGAUUGCCUUCGGUGCAAGUACAAUGAUUACUGCCGCCGUGAUCCAGACUGCCAGUAACUCUGUGCAGAUGUUUAUUGGAGCCCGUCAUUCACUACGCCCGCUGCUCCCCUCCUUGUCGCUGAAGUUGCAUGGCCUUCCCACCGUGAUCAAGCAACUUCACUGUACAAUACAUUGCGGUGAGCUGUUUGGUGAUUCUGAUUUUCGCAACAUAGGGUUCACUUUCGUCCCAGCUCACCAGUUGCGACCACGCAGUGCGGCACGGACUAUCUAUGGCAUCUUCACUAUUUCACCCAGUUGGGCGUGGAGAAUUUCUUCCGUACUCCAAGGUUUUUCAUCUAUGAUCCAAGUCUCGUCUGUGUGGUUCGUCCCUAAGUCUCCACGUUGGUUUGUGCAUAAGGGGAAACAAGAUCCUCUAGUGGAUUACGAAUUCGAAGAAAUCAAGGCUACCAUUACAUUUGAUCGGGAAGUAGCUGGCAAUGCUAGCUGGCUGAGCUUGAUUGAAACUCCGGAAAUCGAAAACGUUUACGCAAUCUCGUCGCGCUCGCUGUCUUCUCCCAGUGGUCUGGCGUUGGUUUGGUGUAGUUCUUACUGUGAGUUGGCUUCAUUGAUGUAUGGCGUAAAUGCUGAUGCAUUGGAGUUGACAGAUCUGAACAAGGUCUUCAAUUCGAACGGACUCACGAAUCCGACAACACAGCUGCUGUUUGUAUGGUCAUUUUCUGUACCGCGUAUUCAAUCUGCUUCUUCAUUCACAAAGAAACUGGUAGCAUCGCAGCCGGCCAUGCAGUCAUUGUGUUCAUUUUUGGUGUACAUUUUCUGGCUGUGCUUCGAACUUGUGUUCUGCUAUUUCUUCAUCAUUGAGACGAAGAACCGCACUCUCGAAGAAACUGCCGCUAAUUCCGCGUUUUUCAACCUGAUCUCCGUACCUCUCAAGUCUUCCAAAUAUCCUCUCUACUCGUCUGCACUUAUCUACACCCGCCUCCGCACACUCUUACUUGUUCCCGCAUGCCGCCAGAUGUUUUUGCUGGUCCGCCCUUCGCGGUUCCCUACCGCCUAA